This is a messenger RNA of Priceomyces carsonii, 909 nucleotides long. Its product is annotated as mRNA splicing protein. The record is from RefSeq and is a predicted model, not a curated record. Bases 1 to 909 code for a protein of 302 amino acids. Lineage: Eukaryota; Fungi; Ascomycota; Pichiomycetes; Serinales; Debaryomycetaceae. The transcript has a single exon. Gene Ontology annotation, biological process: generation of catalytic spliceosome for second transesterification step; RNA splicing. Gene Ontology annotation, cellular component: U2-type post-spliceosomal complex; U4/U6 x U5 tri-snRNP complex; U5 snRNP.
AUGGACUUUUCUAGUCUCAUUUCUAAGGAGAUUGAUAAUAAAAGGAGGAAGAUUGAUGAUAAGAGGAAGCUAGAAAAGAAGUCAGGGGAUCGUCAGGUUGAUUCAGAUACGUUGCAUCUUAAGAGAACUGGAGAUGAGUGCAAUGAUGCAAAAGUGACUGCGGACACCGAUGGUGCGCCAAAUGAAUUGAAGUAUGAUCGUCCGGAGGUAGAUAAUGAUACACAUGGAAAGCAAGACACAAUAGCGACAGGUAUAGAAGACGACGAAUCCAAAUUGCUUGAGUCAACCAGCGAUGAUCAGCUUGAUAAAAUGCUUCUAGCUAUGGGAGAAGAAAACUUAUCUGGAUCAAAGAUAGAGAAAUUUAUGAGAUUGGAUCUGAUACGAAAGUUACAUCAAAAAAAGGAAAGGUAUAGAAUUCAACUAGAGAAAGAGGAUCUGGUGGAUAAAAGUAUUUCAACAUCUGAUAUAGGCAACGAUAUACAUGACCAUAAGUUGUAUUUGCAAAUACGAUCUUAUCUCAAGUAUCUCAUUCUGGAAUGGGAUUCAAGUGUCCAUGAUGAUAAAGAAAGUGAUCUUCUAUUAGAAGUAAAGAAGGACUUAGUGACUCUAUUGUACAAGUUACGUUCGCAUAAGCUUUCUAAAGAAUUACUAAUAUCGUUGAGCACCAUUGUUUAUUAUCUUCAAAUGCAUGACUAUAACAAAGCCAAUGAGAGUUAUCUUAAGCUAAGUAUCGGUAACGCUGCUUGGCCCAUUGGUGUCCAAAAUGUGGGUAUACAUUCUAGAAGUGCUUCUCUGAGAACCAAAGGCGUUGAUAAACCCUCGAAUAUAAUGAUUGAUGAUAAAACAAGGAGAUGGAUCACGGCAAUAAAACGGUUGAUUUCAUUUUGUGAAAGGAAAUGGCCAAGUUAG